AUGGAGGCAACGACAGAUCUGCAGGACACAGCCUUCUUAACUCCGAAGUUUGAGUUUAACCCAAAGCUGGGCAUUGAUAAUCCUGUCCUCUCCCUGGCAGAAGACCAGGGCCCUUCUGAUCCUCAGAGUUUGGCACGGCCUCGCUUUUGUCUGCUGAGCAAAGAGGAGGGCGGGAGUUUUGGCUUUCACCUGCAGCAGAGGCUGGGCAGCGCUGGGUCUGUGGUAUGCAGGGUGGAUCCAGGCACUUCUGCCCAGUGCCAGGGGCUUCGGGAAGGAGACCGGAUCCUGGGGGUGAACCGUGAAGUUGUGGAACAGGAAGAAUAUGCAGUGGCGGUACGUCACAUCCGGGCCAGCGGUCCUCGGGUGCUGCUCACGGUGCUGGCACAACACAUACAUGAUGUGGCUCACCAUCAGCAGAGCGAUGUCCACCUCUGUCCUACCCUUGGCCCAGGUGUCCGGCCCCGGCUGUGCCACGUAGUGAGAGAUGAGGGCGGCUUUGGCUUCAGCGUCACCCACGGUGGUCGGGGUUCUUUCUGGUUGGUGCUGAGUUCUGGAGGAGCAGCUGAGCGGGCAGGGGUGCCCCCUGGGGCCCGACUGCUAGAAGUGAAUGGGGUCAGUGUGGAGAAACUCUCUUAUAACCAACUCAGCAAGAAGCUUCGGCAGAGCGGAAAGCAGGUGACCCUGCUGGUGGCAGGGCCAGAGGUGGAGGAAGAGUGUCGAAGGCUGGGAUUGCCGCUGGCUGCACCGCUGGCAGAGGGCUGGGCACUGCCCGCCAAGCCUCGCUGUCUGAACCUAGAGAAAGGGCCUCAGGGCUUUGGGUUUCUACUCAAGGAAGAGAAGGGCCUUGAAGGUCGCCUCGGGCAGUUCCUGUGGGAGGUGGACCCAGGUCUGCCAGCUGACAAGGCCGGGAUGCAGGCUGGGGACCGGCUAGUGGCUGUGGCUGGGGAGAGCGUGGAGGGGCUGGGCCACACGGAGACAGUGUUCAGGAUCCGGGCCCAGGGCUCUUCUCUCUCCCUCACUGUCGUCGAUCCAGAGGCUGACCGCUUCUUCAGCAUGGUUCGCUUGUCCCCACUCCUCUUCUUGGAAAGCACAGGGGACCCUGCCUCUCCCCAGGACACCUGCUCAGCCACUCUGGUUGAGAUCAGGGACCCCCUGGUUGAUAUUACCACUGUGAGUCCUGAUCCACGUGGCUCCCGCCAGUGUCUACUGCACCCUGGGCCUGGCGGUGGUUAUGGCUUCCGGCUCUGCUGUGUGGCCAGUGUGCCUCAUCUCUUCGUCUCCCAGGUGACCCUAGGAGGCUCAGCUGCCCGGGCUGGGCUGCAAAGAGGAGACAUAAUUCUGGAGGUGAAUGGGUAUGCUGUCAGUGGAGAGAAAGACCUGGAAAGGCUUCAGCAGCUGGUUGAGGAGGAGCCACCCUUGUGCCUGACACUGGCUGCCAGGUCUCAGCAGGGCUUGGAAGCCUGGAUUUUUCCAGGGUCUGAAGAGGAUGGGGCACUGGCCUCGGAGCGUCUAUAGAACUUACCUGCGCUGCACAAAUCUACCCAGUGAUUUCAUUCUAGCCUGGGGUGAUAGGAGUUGGGUA
Messenger RNA from Condylura cristata (star-nosed mole), 1582 nucleotides. RefSeq names its product PDZ domain containing 3 (gene NHERF4). The coding region runs from base 1 to 1515 and encodes 504 amino acids. The record is from RefSeq and is a predicted model, not a curated record. Gene Ontology annotation, cellular component: apical plasma membrane. Gene Ontology annotation, molecular function: protein-membrane adaptor activity; signaling receptor binding. Gene Ontology annotation, biological process: protein localization to plasma membrane. The transcript is spliced from 11 exons. Lineage: Eukaryota; Metazoa; Chordata; Mammalia; Eulipotyphla; Talpidae.